CAAAGCUCGUCGUGCGUCGCCUGGCGCUGGCGCGGGGCGCGCGUCCCGGCGUGGUGGCCUGCCGCCCGCCCUGCUUCCAAUCUCCGUAGAGAAAGAGAAAGAACUGGAUAGCGGCGAAGGAGGCGACGAUGCAGUGGUACUUGGUGGCUGCUCUUCUCACCAUCCUGACCAGCUCUCAGGGUAUAUUGACUACUCUCUCCCAGAGCAAUGGCAAGUACAAGUAUGACUAUGCAACCAUCCCCUUCCUUGCAGAACUGUUAAAGUGGACACUGGACAAUGACCCAUCAAAUUUCUGUGCUAACAUCACCAUGUUAUUGACACAGUUGUCUUUCUCAAGCUUCUUCCUUUGGAAGGAAUGCCAUUCUUCAUCUCCACCAAGGAUGACAAAGGAGUGGAGGAGUGUGCGACUAUAUCUUGUUCCUUCAGUAAUAUACCUCAUCCACAACAAUGUCCAGUUUGCAACCUUGACUUAUGUUGAUCCAUCUACCUAUCAGAUAGUGGGAAACUUGAAAAUUGUGACAACCGGGAUUUUGUUUAGGCUUGUCCUCAAAAGGAAGUUGUCAAAUCUACAAUGGAUGGCAAUUGUUUUGCUAGCUGUUGGUGCAACCACCAGCCAGGUGAAAGGAUGUGGAGAUGCACCAUGUGAUUCGCUUUUCUCAGCACCAUUACAGGGUUACAUGCUUGGGAUACUUUCCGCUUGUCUUUCAGCUCUAGCUGGUGUCUACACAGAGUACUUGAUGAAGAAGAACAGCGAUAGUUUGUACUGGCAAAAUGUACAAUUAUAUACGUUUGGAGUUAUAUUCAACAUGGGAUGGUUAAUUUAUGGUGACUUCAAAACUGGAUUUGAGUUGGGCCCCUGGUGGCAGCGCCUAUUUAAUGGUUAUUCUAUCACAACAUGGAUGGUUGUGUUCAAUUUAGGGUCCACUGGUCUGCUAGUAUCAUGGUUGAUGAAGUAUUCAGACAAUAUAGUCAAGGUGUACUCAACUUCAAUGGCCAUGUUGUUGACAAUGGUUAUAUCUAUAUAUCUUUUCAGUGUGAAAGCAACAAUUCAGCUUUUCUUAGGCAUUAUGGUCUGCAUAAUUUCUCUGCAGAUGUAUUUUAUGCCUGUCCACAUGCUUGUUGAAUUGCCACAAACAUUGCCUGUUACAUCAAAGUAGGCUCAUGGCACCGUUCACUAACCUAUUGAUCAGAGGCACUACUAGAUAACUCACCUUCCAUCCAA
Molecule: messenger RNA, 1222 nt
Organism: Setaria italica (foxtail millet)
Lineage: Eukaryota; Viridiplantae; Streptophyta; Magnoliopsida; Poales; Poaceae
Product: CMP-sialic acid transporter 1
Exons: 8
Coding region: 129-1157 (342 amino acids)
Biological process (GO): pyrimidine nucleotide-sugar transmembrane transport
Cellular component (GO): Golgi membrane
Molecular function (GO): pyrimidine nucleotide-sugar transmembrane transporter activity
Source: RefSeq, a predicted model, not a curated record